Haliotis rufescens (red abalone) is the source of this 3243-nucleotide messenger RNA. RefSeq lists its product as uncharacterized. The transcript has 7 exons. The coding region runs from base 111 to 2513 and encodes 800 amino acids. The record is from RefSeq and is a predicted model, not a curated record. NCBI's taxonomy places the organism in Eukaryota, Metazoa, Mollusca, Gastropoda, Lepetellida, Haliotidae. Gene Ontology annotation, molecular function: chitin binding. Gene Ontology annotation, cellular component: extracellular region.
CAUCGUCAUCGUUCGCAGUGCUGAGAAAGGCUCCUCUCGCACCACUUUCUCCAUACUGCAGUAGGCGGUAUCGUUAGACGUCGAGGCAUCGCUGUACAACCAACAUAACGAUGUUCGUGUUGUACCUGUCGCUGCUUCUGGUAGUUCCAGGAUGUUUGAGCGUCAACGUGAUUGAACACGCUGGUGCCUACGGCCCUGAUGUCGUGACGACGGUGGUGGACAUAAUUCGAUCAAACUGCAUCCUGCCAGGGGACAAGCUGUUUCUCCGCCGCCUGGCCUACGUCGAGACGAAGGACGGGUCCAUGCCCAAAACGUACAGUGACCCAAAUAACAGUGGCGGAAUCUGGCAGGUCUCCUCCAGCAUGCUGGCCCAGACCCAGGGUAACCAGCCCGAGCUGCAGCCUCUGUACAAAAUCCUCCAGGACUCCCUACACAUAAACUGGAUGACCGUACAGUGGUCCGACCUCAGGAAGCCCCUCUACUCCGGACUGGCUGCCGCCCUCUACCUCACCCUACAAACCAGCCAUCCAGGGGUCACCAUCCCUCUGAAGGUCGAGGAACAGGCCAUUUUCUGGAGGGACAAAUACGAAAACGGAUUGAGCAGCCCGUACAACUUUACAUCAACGGUUAACGCGAUGGAACUUGGGUGUCAGGCUUUAAAUAGACAGUUAGACGUCGUCUUUAUCGUAGACACCUCAAGCAGUCUCAGCAAAGAUGACUUUACACGAGCCAAGACGUUCCUGAGGAAUAUCGUGAAUGGACUCAAUGUUGGCCGAAACACUGCCCACGUCGCCGUGAUAACCUUUGCAUCCGCCGUUAAUGUCCAGUUCAACCUCAACAACUACUUCUCCAAGGCAGAAGUCUUUACAGCCAUUGGCCAACUUGUCUACACAGGCGGCGCCACCAACACUGCUGGUGCUCUCAACACCGCCACUAACGACGUCUUCGCCACCUCCAGAGGCGGUAGGGACAGCGCCGUCAAGGUGGCCUUCCUCAUCACUGAUGGACAGUCUGAUGACAGAAUCAACACUGAGCACGCUGCAGAAAACGCACGCAACCAUGGAAUCGCCAUAUACACUGUGGGGGUUGGGAAUGCAGUAGACGCCACUGAACUGCAGCAAGUGGCCACGCCCCCAGCAUGUACCCAUUCCUACCUUACAAACGGGUACGACAUCAUCGCCAACCUCAAACAGGAGAUCCAGAACAGCAUCUGCAGGGCCCCAUUGUACGCCAACUGGACGGUGGAAUGUACGAUUGGGACUUGCCCUACAUACGCCUUCCCCUUCACCGGCAACAACGGCCUCACCAUCAAGGCCACGGUCUCCUGCGGCACCUCCAUCCUGUACGCCGACGUGAACAACUACUACCCCAGCUCCGCACACAACCUCAUCGACGAGGUUCUCAACGGAGCGGAGAAGAUGUUCUACCAGGCCAAGCCUGACGCCAACGCCAACUACCUGUAUAUUAUGGUGAAGGACUCGCAAGGAAGCAACGGCUGUAACGUGACCUUGACGCCCCUUGUCGGCAACCAGGUGAUUACAGGGUUCGAGGUCAUCUGUCGGGAUCUGCCGUCCCACUCUCCGAGAACGUGCACGAAAACAGAUUUGAUCCAGUUCAGACCGCUCAUAUGUGACGGCGUUCCCACCGUGAGCAACCCAUGUACACAAGCAGAUGCGCUGUCACAGAAGAAGUACCCCUUUCCGGGUGACACAAACCGCUACAUCCAGUGUUUGCCAAAUGGACUUUUCCAGGUGAGCUACUGUCCAACUGACACCAUCUUUGACCCUGACUGUGAGACAUGUUACGGGCGAAACGUUCCGAAAGUGGACUGCACUGUCGUUGCCCAAGUAAGUUCGAACCCUUGCACGGCCCAGAAUCUUCUCAACAACAACUUUUACUUCGAGUUCCCUGGGGACCACACUAAAUACAUACAGUGCGACAUCUGGGGUCACGCUUGGGUGCGGUCCUGUCAGACCUCAUAUGUAUGGGUGCAAGUACACACCACGUGCGAGGAACCAGGGACCUCCUACAACCCUUGCCCCCAGAUGGCGCUCCAUGGUCAACGGUUCUACGGCUACCCAGGAGACAUGCAUAAAUACAUCGAAUGCGUCGACACGCUGAAUCCACAAGUUCUGAGCUGCCCGAACCAGGAAGUCUGGGAUGACUGUGUGAAGACAUGUCUUGGAAUGUCAGAGUUGACUCCAAACUGUGGGUCUGGGACACAAAUGCCUACGUACACCCGUGCACCCACAGCAGCCCCACAAUACACCACUAUUCGCAACGGAGCUUCAGAGAGCAUGUACGAAUAUCCUUGCACUCAGCAGCACAUUCAGGCCAACGAGCUGUAUUUCCCCGUCCCUAGCAACCACCAUCAGUACUUCCAAUGCAGCCUAGUGGGAGUCAGAUACACCAAGACCUGCCCAGGGUCAGACUGCUAUGAUCCCAACUCUCACACUUGUGUUGAUGGCUGUAUCUUCAUUGAUAGUAACUUGCAUCCAGCCGGCAAGAAAUAAAACUCACGGCACACAAAAUAAUUAUUCAUUCAUUUUUGUAUAUGUUUUCACGGAUUACCCGUUUUUUAGACAGCCUCUGAAAAUCAUAUUUACGAAUGGUGUGUCGCUAUUUAUAAGAUAUCAUCUGGAAUAUCGUCUUUUGAAUAACUGCAUCAUUUGAUUUCGAUAUAUAUGGACAGGUUUGUUUUUCCAAGACGCCAUAACCCUAUGACCCUACGUUGUAUUUUGUCAUUAGAAGCCACAAACGGGCAUUUAACAACUUUAAGAGACAUGUUGUGUAAGAUUCUUUCCCUGAAACAAUUCCAACUCCUACAAAUCCUGUUUGUGACAUUAAUGUUAAGGAUGUCAUAAGCUGUAUAUAUGCUACUCAAAAGAAGUUAAAGAAUACCAAUACUGUAUGCCUGGCAGAUUAACUAUCAGAUGUUCUUUAACUGUCUUGAGUGGUAUCCAUCUCAUAAGAAUUCCCAAUCUUUUCAUACCAUGUUCAUCCUAAAACUUAGAUUAAGUUGUCUAGAUGUGUUUAUCGUGUCCUGUUAUCGUGAUCUGUGGAUGAAUAUUGUAGCGAAAUGUUUAAUGCUGACUUGGCCCCUUUUCUAACAUUCCGAUGAAGUAGUAAUGAAUUCUAGGUGUGGCAUAUCUGUGUGUGGUCACUGUAUUAAUCCAGAAACAUUGACAUUAUGCUGUCUAUAUAUUAAACAAGCUUUUCAUAAUAAACAAUGUAUCUACAUCA